AUGUCUUUGAUCUCGCGCCCCGUUAUUUCGAGAAGCGUUGCUUGUGCAUCAAUCAUACAGGAUGGUUGGUCAGCCUACCCUCAGCACUCAAGACGUGCCUCACACCCCAGUAGCUUGUUUCACAAUGUCGCAGUUGCCGUUUCCAGCGACCCAGCAUUAAGUAUAUGCUCUUCCGUUGGCGUUUUUGGCCCAAGCAAUUGGCCCAGGUAUGUUGUACCUUUUGUCGUUAUGGUGUUCCUGGACGACGAUUGGGUAGAGAUCCCCGACGAAAAUGUCCAGGGGCGUACAUAUUUCUGGCACCGCUGGGAGAAUAGGACCAUGUGGCAACUGCCGGAUUGUACCCAGGCUUUGUGGUCGGGUCACAGAGACUCGUGCGGCAGAUUGUACUACUGGAGCCGCUCCACGCAGGAGUCUGUCUGGAACCUCCCAGCCGCUCGCGUGCAAGAUCCAGUGGGCGACGAGGCCGGCAGGGCUGGCGUCGCAGCCGGCGACGCGGGCUCCUCGCGGUGCUCCCGUGGCGCACCCCCGCAGUCGGGCCCGAACACCGCAGGCGCGGCGUCCGCGGCGCAGGAAUGCGAAGGCCGCGAGCUGCGUCAAGCCCGAGAUGGCAGGCUGUACGCCCGCGAGCAGUUCUUAGAGUUCUAUGGAGGUCUGCGGCAGUGGGAUGCCGCGACGCGCCAGGACCAGUUUGUCCAAGGUCGCACAGCGGGAGAUGUUGAUGCUGCCUCCCCAGGCAGGCAGGUGUUUGUCCUGGGGAUGCCGAAGUGCGGCACGACCUCUUUCCAGGAGGCCUUCCUCUCCUGCGGCUUCCGCAGCGUGCACUGGGCGCUCGAGUCGGGGAAGAACCCCCAGCGUGAUACGAAGCUGCGGACGCAGGGUCUGGAGGCAGAGCAGAGGCUGGUGUCACUUCUGCUGCAGCGGGCGCUGGACGAGGGCCUGCCGCCACUGGGCCAUCUGCCGGGGGUCGACGCCAUCUCGCAGAUGGACGGCCUCGUGUGGAGGGGCUCAGAGGUGGUGGGCUCCUUUCCCCAGAUGACGCUGCUGCCAGCGCUGUAUGACGCGUAUCCGAAAGCCCUGUUCAUCCUCAACGUCCGCGACAAACACAAGUGGGCGGAGUCCGUGGCAAGCUGGGUGGACGGCGACAUGAACAAGCGCAUCACCCUGGCCAGUCUGCCGCAGCUCCCGAGUGGGGCGGGCAGCACGCCCGAGGAGCUCGUCGAGUGGUUCGACUGGCACGUCGGCCGCGUCCGCGCCUUCUUCUCCAAGAGGGACCAGGGCCGCUUGCUGGAGUUCGACAUAGAGAAGAGUGACGCCGAGGAGCUCCGCGACUUCCUCGGCUGCCCGAAUCUGGUGUGGGGCGUUCACAAUGCGAGCAGGAAGAAGAAGCCGGCAAAAAGGUAG
Molecule: messenger RNA, 1401 nt
Organism: Prorocentrum cordatum
Lineage: Eukaryota; Dinophyceae; Prorocentrales; Prorocentraceae
Source: the annotation of a GenBank genome assembly